AUGACACAUGCACCAGAGGCAUACACACUUGGAUCUCUAAGCCUAACACCUCCAAUUACAAAGUGUCAUCCUGGUAGGCUAAAGAAGACAAGGAUGUUGCCAAAGGGUGAAUUCAAGGUGGAUGUAAUGCCUAUCGUUGAAGGGAGCCGUAUCAUCAUAACCACUAGAGAUAUGGGAUUGCUCAACACCUGCGGAGUAGAAAACCUUUAUGAGGUUAAGUGCUUGAACGAUAAGGAUGCUCUCAAGAUGUUUAAACAGAUUGCUUUUCAACGAGGAGAAGAAACAAGGACGGCUGCUCCUGAGGUGUGGGAAGAAGCUUUAACUGCACUUGAAAGCAGCCUUGAUGACAAUAUAAUGGAAAUCUUGAGAAUUAGCUACGAGGGAUUACCAAAACCACACCAGAAUGUGUUCCUUCAUGUUGCUUGUCUCUUCAACGGAGACACUCUCCAGCGUAUCAAUUCCCUUCUCCAUGGACCCAUACCUCAGAGCAGCCUGUGGAUAAGAGUUUUAGCUGAGAAGUCUCUCAUCAAAAUAUCAACCAACGGAUCUGUAAUCAUGCAUAAGUUGGCAAGGGAAAUGAUCCGUGACAACAGAGGAUCUAAGCAUCUCAAUCAACUUCCAGAUCUUUCAGGUAUCACUAGUCUUGAGGAACUGGUUCUGGAACACUGCACAAGACUAAAAGGCAUUCCAGAGUCUAUUGGAAAAAAAUCUACGCUAAAGAAGCUCGAGUUAUCUUACUGUGGAGGCCUUAGACGUGCCUUGAGGUUUUUUAUACGGAAACCUACAAUGCAGCAACAUAUUGGACUGGAGUUUCCAGACGCAAAAGUGAAAAUGGAUGCACUUUUAAACAUAUCCAUUGGUGGAGACAUAAGUUUUGAGUUCUGUUCAAAAUUUAGAGGAACUGCUGAAUAUGUUUCGUUUAACUGUGAUCAACAGAUCCCUGUCACAUCUUCAAUGAAUCUUCAGCAAGCGCCUUGGCUCAUCUCAGAGUGCAACAGAUUCAACUCCCUCAGCAUCAUGAGGUUCAGCCACAAAGAAAACGGUGAAUGUUUCUCCUUUGACAGCUUUCCAGAUUUUCCUGACCUGAAAGAGCUAAAGCUAGUGAACUUAAACAUCCGGAAGAUUCCAUCUGGGGUUCAUGGGAUCCAUAAGUUGGAGUUCAUAGAGAAGCUGGACCUCAGUGGGAAUGAUUUUGAGAACUUACCAGAAGCUAUGAAUGGUCUUUCCCGGUUGAAAACUCUCUGGCUUAGAAACUGCUUCAAGCUCAAGGAGUUGCCAGAGCUAACUCAAGUGCUGACAUUGACACUUACCAACUGUAGGAACCUCAGAUCACUGGUGAAACUAUCUGAAGAUCAGGGAAGAUACUGUUUGCUUGAGCUUUGCCUUGAAAACUGCAACAAGUUGAGUUGUUGUCAGACCAGCUCAGCCAUUUAA
Molecule: messenger RNA, 1434 nt
Organism: Brassica napus (rape)
Lineage: Eukaryota; Viridiplantae; Streptophyta; Magnoliopsida; Brassicales; Brassicaceae
Product: disease resistance protein RML1B-like
Exons: 3
Coding region: 1-1434 (477 amino acids)
Biological process (GO): defense response
Molecular function (GO): ADP binding
Source: RefSeq, a predicted model, not a curated record